Molecule: messenger RNA, 378 nt
Organism: Caenorhabditis briggsae
Lineage: Eukaryota; Metazoa; Nematoda; Chromadorea; Rhabditida; Rhabditidae
Gene: Cbr-kbp-1
Product: Protein CBR-KBP-1
Exons: 3
Coding region: 1-378 (125 amino acids)
Source: RefSeq, a predicted model, not a curated record
AUGGAAACGAAAAGCCCACACAAUAUGUCGACAAACAGCUGGAGCUCUUUGCCAAAAGCGGAAAGAAUUAAAACUAUUCUGAAACUUCAAGAGACGAACAAUCAGAUGAAACUAGAUAUCGAUAAUGAUCAGAAAACACUGGCAGAGCUGCGACAAACUAUUCCAGAUGAAUGUUUGGGGCUGUUCGAAAAAGAAAAGAAAAAUCUCCUAAACCACUAUCUAACCGCAGAACUUCUGCCACACCUGUCAGAGCAAGGAUUGAAUGCUGAUGAAAUUCAACGAAUGGGCAACACAAUCACUGCACGAGCGAACGCUCAAGUUGCUGACCGGGAGGAAACUAAGAACAUCAUUCAAGAAACAGAAGAGGCUAGUACAUGA